AUGGGAGAAAAGGAACCAAUAGCUGUUUUGUAUAGAUUCAAGAGAGCAAGUGAUGGAAAACUAGUUGAAGGUUACCGCCAAUUCUCAGAUGGCAACUGGUCUCAAGUUAAGAAGGACGACCUCACCAAGCUACUUGAAGAAGCUAAGCUAAGGAAUAAUGGCACUCAAGACAAUAGUAUCCUUGUGUUAGCCAAGUCAAAGGUAGACUCUACUCUCUUUGAUGUCUUUGGCUUUGUUGAGGGCAAUGUUCCAGUUCUCAAACUGACUGCAAAGAAUGGUACUAAGACUACUGAGCUCAACUAUGAUAAUAAGCAGAUUUGGUCCGGUAAAGUGAGGAUUGGAACAUCAUCAACCUUAGUGGAGGCUAUAAUAUAUUUUUAUAAGGAGAUUCCAGCAUUAGUUAAUAUUAAGGUAGUCAAAGGGGGUAAAGAAUCCACGGUUUAUAGAUACUAUGAUGGUAGUAAAUGGAAGGAUGAUAAAGAGGAAGAACAUAAGAAGAAGUUGAGUGAGUUGAAGAAUAAACCUCCCAAGACUCCUUCCAUCAUAGCUCCAGCUUCUCAGUCAGCUGGAAACUCUUCUAAUCUCCCAUCUUCAGAUCAAGACACUUUGGAUUUGGAGAAACCGGGUUCAUCGUCAUAUAGAUCCUUUGACGUGAACAUCCAGGGUGUUCCCGCAAAAGUAUAUGUUUCUACAUCUGGCAAUACAGUUAAAAAAGUUACUAAUGGCAACGAAGUUGUGUAG
This is a messenger RNA of Theileria equi strain WA, 741 nucleotides long. RefSeq lists its product as hypothetical. The record is from RefSeq and is a predicted model, not a curated record. The coding region runs from base 1 to 741 and encodes 246 amino acids. The transcript has a single exon. NCBI's taxonomy places the organism in Eukaryota, Apicomplexa, Aconoidasida, Piroplasmida, Theileriidae.